GCCUCCUCAAUCCAAUCCUCCUCCACCACCACCACCGGAAUAUCUCUUCCUGAAUAUCUAUACAGGCCUUUUACAUAAAAUGACGACGGUAGAGACCUCAAGCGCACAGUCGACGGCGGCGCAGCAGUCGCCGUGGCACUCGCCUGUGCCGUACCUCUUCGGAGGACUUGCGGCGAUGUUGGGUCUCAUCGCCUUCGCUCUCUUGAUCCUUGCAUGCUCAUACUGGAAACUCUCUGGCUAUCUCGAUGGCGACGAAGGAGAAGGUGGCGAGAGAGACAUAGAGGCCGGCGACGGUGACAAAGAUUCCGAUAAAAACUUGAAAGCACCACCGGUCUUCGAGCAAAAGUUCCUGGUGAUCAUGGCCGGACAAGAGAAGCCAACAUUCUUAGCCACACCCAUUUCCAGCAGAGCUUCAUCGUUUGGUAGUAACAGUAGUAGCAAUGAAACGGCAGAGAAAUACGAGGAAGAGAGAGAAAAGACUAAACAAGGGAAUGAUGUUCAGGUACAGAUGGUGAACAUGGAGAGUCAUGAGACUCCAGAUCAGGUCCCUUAAUCUAAUUUUUCUUUUCUUUUUGGACGGUGAAAAAUAGGGUUUCAUGUGGUAUGAUGGGUAUGAAGGGCUCUUUGUAACAGGUUUUUGAUUUGGCCUGUGUGAGUUCCUGAAUUUGAGGUUGCAUGUUAGAUUUUUCACUUUAUUUUUUGUUUUAAUUUCGGAAUGUAAAUAUUUUUUGGAGAAUAGAAUGAAAGACUUAGCUAUUCUUCUUC
Molecule: messenger RNA, 765 nt
Organism: Ilex paraguariensis (yerba mate)
Lineage: Eukaryota; Viridiplantae; Streptophyta; Magnoliopsida; Aquifoliales; Aquifoliaceae
Source: the annotation of a GenBank genome assembly